AUGCCCCCUGCAGCUUCAAGAUGUGCUAAUACCUCCAUUCUCACCAUCGCGUGCGAAACAGAUAUUGCUCUCGCGAGUACACACAAACCAUGGUGUAACAACAAUGCUGACCAUCUCACCGAGCUUCAACAAGCUGAUGAGAGGGGUCAAACUCGAGGGCUGCCUCCAGGUAUAACACACGUCGAACUUGACCAAAAACUCGAAAAAUGGGUCAAAUACCAUAACGCCCUCCUCAUGGCGGCGACGAUACAUGCGCUUGCCCUGCCCCGCGAUAUAAGACGCUCCCAGACAUAUAUGCUGAGAGUCAAGCUCGCCUAUCGGCCUGACCACGGCGGUGUCUCGUCCAAAUACUUCCGUGUUCUGGACGCCUCAGUGAUCGAUUUCGAGACAGCGAAAACUUUCGGAAAGAUCUGGGUGGCGAGCAUUGACCAGAUUACGAAGCUACGGACGGACAGUGAGACUAUGCGUCGAGGGACGGUAGCCGCUGUCGCUCUCGAGUGCGCCCCACUUGCAAUGCAAAUCGUUCCAUUUGGUUCAUUGCGAGACCUGAGUCCCUUGGUAAUCCAACAGCAAUGGAAGGAGAUUUUAAUACGGGACGUGGAGGCAGGGAAGAAACUGUCGAGAUUUGAGAUGUAG
Messenger RNA from Cyclocybe aegerita, 636 nucleotides. The record is from the annotation of a GenBank genome assembly. NCBI's taxonomy places the organism in Eukaryota, Fungi, Basidiomycota, Agaricomycetes, Agaricales, Hemipholiotaceae.